AACGCUUUAAGACGUCGCCUCCUAGUCACAGUUUGUGCUUAUUGCAAGCCUUUUCUUUUGAAAAGCAUCAUUUGCAAUGUUUUUAUCUCUACUAAUCGCCUGUUUUUGGUACUUCGUCAGUUACUUAUGUUCGAAAACCUUGUUUCAACAGUACUAGUACAUCUUGUUAUGUUUGCUAAUACAAGCUUCUAACAAUCUGAUGGGCUGCGUAUCUAUGUAUGAAUCUCAAUGUAGACAGUAGUAGGGUUGACGGAAACAGGUGCUACGUUGCGUUAAAUGUCUUCUCGAAUGUAAGUUCUCGACUUUUCAAUCCAUUUUUCUGUAGUCCAUAUUACAGAUCUUAAGUAUACAAAUCAGCCUUUACUUCAAUUUCCGUGUAUAUUUGUCGCCUUACAUAGUGGUUUUCAAGCACUGAAAUGAGUUUUCGUCUUGCGUCGUCUGUCACUUUACCACUACUCCCUGUUGAUUUGGAUGAGUUGUGCCCACAGUAUGGCUUUUCAUUAACCUGCGGCUACCAAGCUUGUUGUCGCCGGAUACGUAGAGCCCAAAGACAAUUAUCUGCAUGACUCUUGACACUCCACUUCCACAUACCGCUUGCCACAAGGACUUCUGCAGUAAAGUCUGCACCUAGAGAGAUGAAAGCAGAGGUGAGGCGUGAUGCGAGUCAUCAAAUUCACUCGUUGGUUGUCAUGGAAUCGAAUAUACAGAAAGCCUGCCCACUGAUGGCCAUGUUUCGAGCCGUGUGAUAACAAAUGUCUCGACAUAGAACCGCACUAAUGGUAAUUUGAGGUUCUCGAGCAAAGAUCCCCAGGCUCGUUGUUAUGCAAAGUCUAGGUGCUUACGACGCUAAAGCGACCGCGCAAAGUGGAUUUGUCAGAUUGCAGAGUGUUAAUUUUCAUAGGAGGACUAGUCCCUCGAGUUGGAGUACCUCCGCGUUCAAGUCAGCAGAUGCAUAGAAAAGAUUCAAACUCAAAGAUGUUCCAUGAUUUGCGGACCACCCUGCGCUUACGACUGUGGUCUACCUUACAAUACUAUCGUCGUCAGAUUUCAUCAAAUUCAAACAGCAUGAAUUACGUCUUCUACGCGUUUUGGCGAGGUUGGCUUAUAGAGGCUCAUGUGCAUGACUAGUAAACUAGUUAAUAGCAAUAAUUCGUUGACAAUUAUGUUUUUUGACCUGAUAAAGACGACCUGUGUAGGACAAAUGUUGAGACUAUCUGGCUUGAUUCGGGCGCACACAGACAGAAACUGCU
This is a messenger RNA of Periconia digitata, 1250 nucleotides long. Lineage: Eukaryota; Fungi; Ascomycota; Dothideomycetes; Pleosporales; Periconiaceae. The record is from the annotation of a GenBank genome assembly.